CGAAGCUUAAAAAUUAGGGUUUAUAAGGAGGCUUUCACAUCAGCGAAGCAGCAGGUAAGCUUAGUUACUGCAGAAAGUGGCGGAGCUGUGAGGCUGCUGAUUCAAAUCUAAAGACCACCAAAAUGGCUAGAGGUUUGAAGAAACAUUUGAAGAGGCUCAAUGCCCCAAAGCAUUGGAUGCUUGACAAGCUUGGAGGAGCUUUUGCUCCCAAGCCUUCGUCUGGUCCGCACAAAUCAAGGGAGUGUUUGCCGUUGAUCAUUAUCAUGAGAAACAGGCUGAAGUAUGCUCUGACAUACGGCGAGGUCAUUUCAAUUUUAAUGCAACGACUUGUUAUGGUUGAUGGGAAAGUUAGGACAGAUAAGACUUACCCUGCUGGCUUUAUGGAUGUUGUGUCAAUUCCUAAGACAAAUGAGAACUUCCGCCUCAUGUAUGACACAAAGGGCCGAUUUCGUCUUCACUCAGUUAGGGAUGAGGAAGCCAAGUUUAAGCUGUGCAAGGUCCGAUCUGUGCAGUUUGGACAGAAGGGUAUUCCAUACCUUAACACUUACGAUGGAAGAACAAUCCGCUACCCCGAUCCUCUCAUCAAGGCCAAUGAUACCAUCAAGCUGGACUUAGAGAACAAUAAGAUUGUUGACUUCAUCAAGUUUGAUGUCGGAAAUGUUGUCAUGGUGACUGGUGGUAGAAACAGGGGGCGUGUUGGUGUUAUUAAGAACAGGGAAAAGCAUAAGGGUAGUUUCGAGACAGUUCACAUUCAAGAUGCCCAAGGGCAUGAGUUUGCUACCCGCUUGGGAAAUGUGUUCACUCUCGGAAAAGGUACUAAGCCAUGGGUAUCCCUCCCUAAAGGAAAAGGUAUCAAGUUGUCCAUCAUUGAAGAGGCACGGAAGAGACUUGCUGCUCAAUCAGCUACCACUGCUUAAAAUGCGUGGUCGAACUUUAGACUGAUCAAACCUUUUUUCUGGUUGGACCUAAUGUUUAUUUUUAUUUUAGCAAUACCAAUUUUAUUUGUACUGCCCUACAAACAUUUGUGUUCUAGGUUCUUGUCAACCUAUAGCUUUUUGUUAGGAUAAAAACGUUGAAGACUUUUAAAGUGGUCAGGUAGGUAUGUGCUUUUAUGAUUAUUGAAUUUGAUGUAAAUUGAUCCUUCCUCUGUU
This is a messenger RNA of Nicotiana tabacum (common tobacco), 1151 nucleotides long. Its product is annotated as small ribosomal subunit protein eS4. Gene Ontology annotation, cellular component: ribosome; cytosolic small ribosomal subunit. Gene Ontology annotation, biological process: translation. The record is from RefSeq and is a predicted model, not a curated record. NCBI's taxonomy places the organism in Eukaryota, Viridiplantae, Streptophyta, Magnoliopsida, Solanales, Solanaceae. Gene Ontology annotation, molecular function: RNA binding; structural constituent of ribosome.